Messenger RNA from Cyphellophora attinorum, 933 nucleotides. RefSeq names its product Dihydrofolate. The transcript has a single exon. Gene Ontology annotation, biological process: dihydrofolate metabolic process; folic acid metabolic process; tetrahydrofolate biosynthetic process. Lineage: Eukaryota; Fungi; Ascomycota; Eurotiomycetes; Chaetothyriales; Cyphellophoraceae. Bases 1 to 933 code for a protein of 310 amino acids. Gene Ontology annotation, molecular function: dihydrofolate reductase activity; NADP binding. Gene Ontology annotation, cellular component: mitochondrion. The record is from RefSeq and is a predicted model, not a curated record.
AUGACGGCAACCCCACCACCAACAACUCUCUCACCGGCUUCUUCCACCGAGCUUCCGUUGUACGCCAACGAGGUGGGGCCAGAGUCAGACAUGGCUGCUCGCCGGCCUCUGUACCUGAUAGUCGCCACUGCCACUAAGCCUCCCCUCGGCAUCGGCCUCAAUGGCACGCUCCCCUGGCCACCUAUCAAAGCGGACAUGGAUUUCUUCCGGAAGGUCACGAAGGACUCUCGCCCCUCUUCUGACGGGUCGUGCUUAAUGCGGAGGCAGAGCAAAGUCAUGAAUGCAGUGAUAAUGGGCCGGAAGACCUGGGAGUCGAUUCCGCCGAAGUUCCGCCCACUGGCUGGGCGGAUCAAUGUGGUUGUCACGAGGCAACAGAUGGAGUAUGCCACGACUACUAUCGCUCGAGAGCUCGAGGAUCGGGAGAUUGAAACCGAUGCGGAUGGACGCUUUCCCUCAAUUGCCGUGAUACGGGCGAAGAGUCAGGAAGGCAGACCGACACCGCCCCCAGUGAUCAUUGCCAAGGGUCUAGAGGCCGCACUUGAUGCGCUCGAUGGGCAAAGUCAUAGCCUGCUCAACGGCGAAGCAACGGGAGCUGAUGGCAACAGUGAGCAGCUCGAGCUAGGCAACAUCUUCGUCAUAGGCGGCGCACAGAUCUACACUGCAGCUUUGGACCUUGCCAAGUCACAAAGUCGGCCUGUACGUAUACUACAGACGUUGGUCAGGCGCAAGGAUGCCGGCGAGAUACCCUGCGAUACCUUCUUUCCCAACGUACUUGACAAAGGGACUGGAAGCGCAGCAGAUCAGGAUAGCUUGAAACAGUGGCUCGCGACAAGCGGGAACAACGAGAGCAUCGCUCUGCCACAAGGAAAGCAGGACUGGGCGGUCGAUGAGAAGAGCGGCUUUGAAGUCAGGGUCAUUGGGAUUGAGAUAUGA